Molecule: messenger RNA, 2647 nt
Organism: Quercus robur (English oak)
Lineage: Eukaryota; Viridiplantae; Streptophyta; Magnoliopsida; Fagales; Fagaceae
Exons: 3
Coding region: 176-2422 (748 amino acids)
Source: RefSeq, a predicted model, not a curated record
CUCCAUCAUUGAGUAUAGUAGUUUGCCAUUUUCUCUCUUCGUUCAAAACUUGCAUCCAGAUAGAUCACAAACUCAGAAGAAAAGAAGAAAAAUUCUUUAUAAUUCGUUGAGUGAAUUUGUGAAAUAGAGAAUAUAUCUUCUUGUGUGAAAAGGGUUUAAAACAUUGUGGACAAGAAUGGUGAAAGAAAUGAACGAUCCUGAUAAGGAUGUAUCAUCAUCAACGCUAAUCAAAGCCUCUGAAAUUCCAAGAGCCUCGGCAACAGAUGAGAACGAUCAAAGCCAUCAACAAAUGGGUCCUAACUCGCCAAACCCAAAGAAAUUAACCCAAAAGCAUUACAUGUCCCCAACCAUAUCUGCAGCUUCCAAGGCCAUAAUCCCAAAAAAGAAAAUCUUAGCUGAAAGGAAUGAAGCCUCAGAAUCUAUUUUCUCGGAACCCGUUGUCCAAAAGACCCCAAAUCUUGAAUCAAAAACCACUUCUUCAAACCCGCUAACGGAAAAAUCUGAUAUAGCUUCACCUCAGGGUUUUGAACCCAAUGGCAAUGGCAAUGAGGAGAAUGUUGUUGCUGAUGGUUCUUUGAGGCCUUAUGACCCAUUAACGAAUUAUCUUUCUCCAAGGCCUAAGUUUCUCCGGUACAAGCCAAAUAGGCGUCAAGAGAUUCUCCAUCGCCUAGAAAAUGAAAUUCCAGAAGGAAAAGAUGGGCUAAGUAGUACAAGUGGUUCUUCUGAAUCCCAGAAAGUCAGUGAUGAAGAAUCUGACUCGGGUAGCGGUCAUGGCUCUUUGAUUUCUUCUACUCAAGAAGGUUCCAGACAACAAGAACAUGAAGAAAUUGAGGAAAGUGAUGAGGAAAAUGAGGAGGUAGAGGAGGAGAAAGUCUGGAGUGUGAAAAGAGUGUUGGAAUCUUUGUUUUGGUUUGUGCUUUUGGUGAUUUCUACCUUAUAUAUAUCUUCCAUGAAUUCUCCAGAACCUUCACCUAGUUUACAAUCUUUUGAGGGCCCUAAAUAUGGGUACUGUGAGAUUCAGAACCGUACAUUGGAAGCUUUCAUGGCUAAGAAAGUUGAAAGUGGAAGUAACAUCUGGGAUCAAAGAGACGAAUUGCAAAUGGCUUUGGAUCAAGUAAGCCAGAAAUCUGAUGAUGAGUGGAUAAAGGAAGAAAAAAUGGUUCAAGAUGUUAAAAUGGGAGGAGUGGACAUUGUUGAGGAGUUUGGUGAAGUGAUCAAGUUAGAGGGUGGAGAAAGUGAAGCUAUAGAGGUGGAUGAAGAUGGAAUGAAGGGAGUGGUUGGUGAGUUGGGUGAGGUGUUAGAUCUACACACUGAAGAUAUUGAAGCUAAUUUUGAUCAUCAAAGGAUGUUUGCAAGCGAGAUUUCUGGUCAGAUAGAUGAGAAUUCUGAAUUGCAGAAUGCUGGAAAUAUAGAAAAGUUUGAAGCUUUCCAGGAUUAUAAGGCCCCAUCCUUGUCUGAUGGGGUGGAUCACCAAAUCAUGGAGUCUGAUAUCGCAAAUGUUCUUGAAGAAGAAAAUGAUGUUUGGGUGAAGGAAGCUGAAGAAGUUGUCAAUGAGAAAGCUGGAGAUGAAGAAAUGGUUGAAAGAAAAAUGGAGGGAAUGGAAAAUGUCACAAUCAAGGCUGGUGAAGUAAUCAACAAUGGUGAUACAGACACUGAAAUUCUCAAUUUUGAGGUGGAGGAAGAAUUGGAGGAGGGGCUAAAGAAGCAAUUGGAAACUGAUUCAUUACUGAAACUGGUUAUUGGGGUUUCAGUAUUUUCUAUGAUUGUUGCCUUUUUGGUCUUGGGUUUUCACUUUAAGCGUAAGAAAGCUUUGAGGAAGGAUUCUUCUCUAAUAGCAAAGCCUUGUUCUGAAGCUUUGAUAGUAGAGAAGGAGAAAAAGGAUUCUUCUUUGAUACCAAUACAGACGAACAAAGCUACCAGAAAGGAUUCUUUCAUUGUAAAGCCUUGUACUGAAUCUGGCAUGGGAGACAAAUGUAGCUCAGAGCUUCCCAAUAGGGAAGAGCUGCACACUGAACGUGUUGACUCUUUUAGGAGUCAUCCAUCUUUUCAUCCAAUGGAGGAAGUUCCCAAACACGAUUAUGAAAGCCGAGCACCAUCAGUUGAGUUGCUUGGUGAGUUUGAGGUUGGAGAAGUAAGCAGCUCUCUGAGGAGCAGUGGUGUGAAAAACAGGAGGAUGGAAAUUGAAGAGAGCAGCAAGUAUUCUGUUUCCACAGAGAAGAAGUCAGGGAGCAAGGCUCAUCCAAUUCCUGUUCAGUCCCAGUCGACCUUUUCAGAGUUCUCUACCGGAGAAUCUCAUUCAUAUGGAAGAUUUACUGCUGAGAGGAAGAUAGUGAAGGAGGGCAGAGAUGGAGAAGUGCAGGAAGUUACAACUCCAGUGAGGCGAUCAAGCAGAAUCCGAAAUCGCUCAGUCAUGUCUCCAUGAACUACUGUCACGUUUUUUGUUUUGCUGAUGUGCACCAGUCGGAACAGCGUCCUCUGUUGUUUCAAAUUUCAGCCUUCUUCCACUGUAAAACUUCUGAGGAGUUAGGCUGUUUAACAUCUUUUACUGUAGUCUAUAAAACAAGCUGAGCAGUUGUUAAUCUUAGGAAUUGAUUCUUUUGUAGUUGGAUUUUGUGGUUGAAUGAAAUUGAACUUGUGAUUACAUUCA